Drosophila suzukii is the source of this 511-nucleotide messenger RNA. RefSeq names its product protein PET100 homolog, mitochondrial. Gene Ontology annotation, biological process: mitochondrial respiratory chain complex IV assembly. NCBI's taxonomy places the organism in Eukaryota, Metazoa, Arthropoda, Insecta, Diptera, Drosophilidae. The record is from RefSeq and is a predicted model, not a curated record. Gene Ontology annotation, cellular component: mitochondrial inner membrane; mitochondrion.
CACUGUCAUUUACCGUAACAGCUGAUUUUUGUUGAUACUUUUGAGGAAAACAUUUUCCCUCGAAAAUCACCCUUUUUUCGACAUUCAAGCGCAAAAAGUGACCAAAACCAACGAAAUGGGAACCUGGGUGCUGGAGGUGGCCAAGAUGGGCAUGUACAUGGCCUUCCCCGUGACGCUGUUCCACCUGUUCAACCAGCCGGAAUAUUUCGAGGAGUGGGUGACCAAGAAGAAGCGGGAGCUCUAUCCGCCGGAGAGCAAGAGCCACCACGAGGAGCUGCAGCGAGCGAUACGGGAGCACCACGCCCAGCACGACGCCAAAAUGAUGAGGGCCAUGGAGGAGGCCGAGGGCAAGAAGAAGUAGAUGACUCAGUAUACCACCAAUCCAGGCACUAAUCCCUCGUUAUAUAACUGGGGGCAAGCAAACAAAACAACCGAUGCUCCGGAUGGAUGUGACUAACCGCCCUGUAACGACGUAAUAAAGACUUGUAUUCAACCGAAAAACACACUCGAA